UUGAAACACAGAACAAAAAGUCUUCUCGUUGGAUUGUGACAGUUUCGGGAUUUAAUUGGCAAACAAUUAAUUAAGGGACCGGUGGACAUUUUUUUGGGUGGGCAAAUGGGACGCAACUGAAACGCCGACGGCAGAUAAAGAGUCUUUCUGCUGCACACUGAAGGGAAGGAAGACUGCAUCCACAGCACGGAAAGAGAGAGAGCGAACACAGCGAUGUUCAAAUCGAUCACCCGCCUGCUUUUCGGGGUUGCAGAGGAGGCCCCCGGAGAUGUCAAGUCUGCUGAAGUGGUGGAGGAAGGCUGGCUUGUUGUGAGUCAUCAAGAGGCCGGUUUAGAUGAGAACAACCAGGGUGCAGAGCAGACUGAGUCCCAGGCAUCGAGCUCUGCUCUUCAAGGAGACACGCUAGCAAACGUGGAAAGUGACAUCAGUGUUUUUGAUCCAGAGCCCACCGUUCAAAGCAGCAGCAGCAGCGGUGGAGCCAUCCCAAGCUCUGUUUCUCAGCCUCGAGCCGUGUUAGAAGUGACACAGUUGACCUGCGUCCAGAAGGCCAAGGCCUGGGCCGACCCGCACCACAUGUCUCGUAACGCCAUUCAGCGCCAGAACCGCGUUCGCCAAGGAGUCCAGCACCAAUACUACCACCUCCAACAGCCGGGACAUCGUAACCUCAGCCACUGAGUCUCUGGCUGUAGAACGGCAAAUGUCAAGCAUGAAAAAAUAAUCCUUGAUGCAUUGUCCUUCAUUCUUCAAUACACACACACGCACACACAUUUUUGUCUUGUGCAAAUUUCAGCUAUACAUCUGAUCUAGAUGUAACCCCACAUAACAACAGGCAGCUACUUUACUACUGUAUGAGUAUUGAAAUGAAGAAGUCCCCCUCAUGAAAUGAGAUCCACUAUGUUUUCAUGUUUGUGUGGAUAAGUGCAGCCUUUUUUUAAAAAUGAGCUGUUCUUUGCAUAUCCACACCACAUGCAGUAUUAUUUAGUUUGAUGUAACUGAUUCAAAAAUAAUAUGGCAAUAAAGAUGAUGAUUUUGCAACGUU
This is a messenger RNA of Pseudoliparis swirei, 1039 nucleotides long. RefSeq names its product tumor protein p53 inducible nuclear protein 2 (gene tp53inp2a). The coding region runs from base 214 to 675 and encodes 153 amino acids. The transcript is spliced from 4 exons. Lineage: Eukaryota; Metazoa; Chordata; Actinopteri; Perciformes; Liparidae. The record is from RefSeq and is a predicted model, not a curated record.